Lutzomyia longipalpis is the source of this 1360-nucleotide messenger RNA. Its product is annotated as farnesyl pyrophosphate synthase-like. NCBI's taxonomy places the organism in Eukaryota, Metazoa, Arthropoda, Insecta, Diptera, Psychodidae. The record is from RefSeq and is a predicted model, not a curated record. Gene Ontology annotation, biological process: trans, trans-farnesyl diphosphate biosynthetic process. Gene Ontology annotation, cellular component: cytoplasm. The transcript has 4 exons. Gene Ontology annotation, molecular function: dimethylallyltranstransferase activity; (2E,6E)-farnesyl diphosphate synthase activity. The coding region runs from base 132 to 1343 and encodes 403 amino acids.
UUGGCAACACUUUUGUGUUGAAUUUUGUGAGAAAAUGGUGAUUUUGUGGAUUUGAUUAAACAUUUCUUUCAUUUUUUUUUAAACAUUUCUUUCAUUUUUUUUUAAAUAUCAGUUAAGUUCAGUUCCCCAAAAUGAUUUCUACAUUUGGAUAUAUAUCAAGAGAAAGCUCAAAAGCUCUACUUCGUACUUCUGUGCUGUCUCAUAGGAGAUACAUUAGCAAAUUCUGCAAGAGCAGUGAAGUGAAAAAUAAGUUUGAAUUCAAGAAAAUAUCAAAAAAUGAAUUUAAAUUAAAUAACAUAUCAAGAGCACUUGCAACGAAAACUUAUGCCAAAGCGAGCUCAGCUGCAAUUCCAGAAACAUUCCAGGAAUUUAUGUCGUUCUACCCAAACAUUGUGGAAGAUUUAAAAGAAAAGGUGAAAAUCUACGAUCCUUUCGGAGGUGGAAAGCACAUUGAGGGAGUUCUUCAGUAUAAUCUGCUGGGUGGAAAGAAAAAUCGUGGAAUGCUCCUUUAUGAGACAUUCAAGAGAAUGGCUCCAGUAUCUUCGGAAAAUUUAAGAUCAGCUGCUUAUUUAGGAUGGUGUGUCGAAUUGUUUCAAUCUGCAUAUUUAAUGAUGGAUGAUAUAAUGGAUGGUAGUUUGUACCGCAGAGGAAAGCCUUGUUGGUACAAAAAAGUUGGGCUAACUGCUCUCAAUGAUGCCAAUAUGCUUGAAAAUGCAGCUUAUCAGCUUCUUAAGGAUCAUUUCAGCCAUUUGAGUUGCUACAUAAAACUCAUGGAGCUUUUCCAGAGAAGCUCAUUUAUUGUAGCAGUUGGACAAGAAAUGGAUGCAAAAGCAACAUAUCAGGAUGUUCUGACCUUCACAAUGGAACAAUACAGAGGGAUUGCACUCAAUAAAGCUUCAGAUUCAAUUUAUCUUCCAAUGGAAAUGGCUGCAUAUUUAGCUGGAUGCCAGGAUCAACUUACGCAGCAUACAAAAGACGUCACGAUGGAAAUUGGAAUUUUUGCAGCGAUCCAGAAUGAUUAUCUCGAUUGCUAUGGGAAGAUUGAAGAUUCCGGAGCAACAGGAACGGAUAUUCAGACGGGUAAAUGUACGUGGUUAGCUGUGAAUUUCCUCCAGCGUGCCAAUGAGGCGCAAAAGAAAAUUAUGAAGGAGUGUUAUGGGAAAAGCGAUGAAGCAUCAAUUCGUCGUGUUAAGGAGCUCUACAAUGAGGUAUCCCUGGAAGAUGCUUAUUUUGAGUUUGAAAAGAACUUCUAUACGACGGUGAAGAAAGAAAUUGGUCAAAGUUCUGAAAUUCCUCUGCAAGUUUGUCUCGAAAUAAUUGAUAAAAUGUGUCUUGGACAAUAAAUUACAAUUUAUGCUUU